AUGUGUGGUAUCACCCUUGUCCCCUCCAGUGACCGCCUCGUCAUCGUUUCCUGUGCCACUGCAACUGCCGCUGCAUCGGAGAUCCAGCACUCCUGCGAGAGGAAGGGCCUGUCAGAUGAGCUGAAGGAGGCCCUGCGCUGGCGAGGCCCUGAUAGUCUAGGCUACGAAAGUCGCCGCCUUCUCGCUGAUGGCAUGGUUCUUGGUGAGUGGUUGUCGUGCGUUGCAGUUAGUGAUGGCUGCAAUGAUGGAGUUGAGGGUAAAGGCAGUGUGAGUGACUCCGGUGUCGCUGAUUUGUUCUUCAUCGGGGCAACACUGCAUCUUAUGGGAGCUAAGCUGGUUUCACAGCCACUGGUGGCCCCCACUGGAAGUGUCCUUGUGUAUAAUGGUGAGAUAUAUGGAGGAAUUCAGGUUGCAGAUGAUGAGAACGAUACCCAAGCUCUUUUUACCUCUCUGGAAUCUUGUUGUUCAUGUGAUUGCCAUGCUCUUGGUAGAGAUAAAACAUGUCCUUGUUGUGGGUGUGGUGCCAAAUCAGUUUUGCAACUCCUUUCCACAAUCAAAGGUCCAUGGGCUUUGAUAUACUGGCAGAUGAAGACAAAUACGAUUUGGUUUGGCCGGGAUGCAUUUGGAAGAAGAAGCCUCUUAGUACAUUGGCCCACAGCUGAUGAUUCUCGCUUCAUAUUAUCAUCAGUAUCACCCCCUUCACUUGCAAAGAAUCACUCUGAUCCAACAGUAAAUGAUUUUGUGUCAGAUCGUGACAUGUCUAACCAUACUGGAGCUAGCUACUGGGAAGAGCUUCCUUGUGGGAUAUACAGCAUCCAUAUGAAAGACAUUGGAAAAUAUGGUGCACGCAUGAAGGAAAGAGGGAACCAUCAGUUGUCUCAGAGCUUCAUAAGCUCAAGAGAAGCUGAAGAAAAUGCGAAUAAUGGGAUUACAAAGGCAGAUCUCCUGUCAGAUUCUAGUUUAUGUGAAGCAAAUUGCAUAACACAGUCAGCACAUAGAGUAUUGGUUGCAUUAAGGGAAUCUGUAAUGCUGCGGACUAAAAUGAACACACUCUUUCAGCUUGCCCCUGAUAGGAUUUCUGCAAUAGCAGGACUGAAGGAGCUUCAGAGGAUAUCUCCGUGCCGGAGAUGGCGUCUUAUUGAGAUUGACACUGCUUUGACAGACUUGAAAGGGGAAAGUGAACAUGAUUUGAACAUUGGUAUUGCUCUCUGGUUGGCUGCUGGUGGGGAUGGUUGGGUGGAUGGAAGUACAUGUCGUAUGCAAGACGGUGCUCGCUAUAAGUACAGGUCAAGAUCUAGAGUCCUUAUAGUGGGUUCUGGGGCUGAUGAGCAGUGUGCUGGUUAUGGUAGACAUCGGACUAAAUAUAGGCUUGGAGGGUGGAACGCAUUGGAUCAGGAGAUGAGACUAGAUGUGCAGAGAAUAUGGAAAAGGAAUAUGGGAAGAGAUGAUAGGUGCAUAUCUGAUCAUGGCAAGGAGGCCCGUUUCCCUUUUCUUUAUGAGAACGUGAUAAAAACUUUGUUGGAAAUUCCAUUAUGGGAAAUUGCUAAACUUGAUGAACCUGUUGGAAAGGGUGACAAGAAGAUAUUGAGAGAGGUUGCAAGGCUGCUGGGCCUACAAGAAGCCGCUCUUCAGCCGAAGCGUGCGAUCCAGUUUGGAUCAAGGAUAGCGAGGGAGUCGAACCGGCAGAACUUCGGCAGCAACAGAGCCGCGAACCAGGCAUCAGCAGGCAGCGUGCAGAUUCACCAGCAUAUGCAAUGA
Molecule: messenger RNA, 1758 nt
Organism: Miscanthus lutarioriparius
Lineage: Eukaryota; Viridiplantae; Streptophyta; Magnoliopsida; Poales; Poaceae
Source: the annotation of a GenBank genome assembly